This is a messenger RNA of Xyrauchen texanus (razorback sucker), 3871 nucleotides long. It is a transcript of the gene anks3, whose product is annotated as ankyrin repeat and sterile alpha motif domain containing 3. Bases 108 to 1988 code for a protein of 626 amino acids. Gene Ontology annotation, molecular function: protein binding. The transcript is spliced from 16 exons. Lineage: Eukaryota; Metazoa; Chordata; Actinopteri; Cypriniformes; Catostomidae. The record is from RefSeq and is a predicted model, not a curated record. Gene Ontology annotation, cellular component: cilium.
UAACAUUCCCCGACUAGAACACAAAACUUCCUUUGAGUUGCCGAUACAGUUUCUGAAUAAAACAGAGAAUAAACCAUUUGGAAAGUUUGAAACGCUAGAAGAGGAAAAUGUCUGAACUGAGCGACGAAGGCAGCAGUGAGUCGGAUCCGUUAGGAGCGAGUUUGUCCGUGUGGCUGUCCGAUGGUGGAGACGCUCUGAUCGGCCCGGAUGAACUGAACGUCCCGCUGGAUCUUCACACCGCCUGCUCCAUAGGGCAGUAUGAUGUAGUGGCCGAGUGUAUCCGAAGGGGUGGCAUAAAUUUGGAUGGAAAGAACAUUGGUGGUUGGACUCCUCUGAUGUACGCUGCAUAUAUCGGUCAUGAUAACAUCGCCAACCUGCUCUUGGAGACUGGCGUUAGCGUCAACGCCACCACGUCUAAAGGACUCACGCCCCUGAUGCUCGCGGCUAGCUGCGGUAAUGAGAGCAUCGCUUACUUUCUCCUGCAGCAAGGAGCACAGCCUGAAUGUAAGGAUGCACAUGGAUGGACAGCUUUGUUGCACAGCACAGCUAAUGGACAUCAACAGAUGGUCAAAUUCUUAUUAGACAACAACGCCAAUGCAAAUGUCAAGGAGCCACUCUCAGGAUUUACACCUCUCAUGGAAGCCGCAGCGUCCGGACACGAGAUCAUCAUUCAGUACCUGCUCAACCAUGGUGUGCGGACGGAGGAGAGGAACAGUAAGGGAGAGACAGCGAGAGCUCUGGCUAUCAUGUACGGACACACCAAAAUCGCCAGCCUUAUUGACAUGCACGUCAUGAGAGCCAAACCAAGUUUAUAUGAAGAGUUAAGCUCAUCUGAAGAAGAAGGUUCGACUCCCAGAGUCCGUUCAGCUCGCAAUAGAACCAGAGGUCCCAGCAUUCACGACGGCCCUCAAGCUAUAGCACGCUUCAGAGUCGGCUCCAAACCCGAAGUACCAGUUGCCCCACCUGGAUAUGUGACCUUCCGUGAUGUUGGCGAUCAGAGCGAGGGAAUCAGCAAUCGUGAUGUCACUUCCCCCAUCAAUGAACUUGACGGACAAAGCAAUAGUAGUAAAGAUGAGCUGUUCUUUGAUAAUGAUAUGCCCACUAUGAGGAGCAGCAGUAGCAGCAGUGAGGGUCUAUCGCACAUUCUCGGACUCAGCAGGGAGGCGUCGCUGGAAAGCAACGAGGACUCUGAUCAAGCCAAGAGGAGUUGUCCUCGUCGGGCAAAUAAACUACAGCACUCCAAAGGCAAGAGUUCAUAUAACAACAGUGUCUCUGUGGCCCCGGGCAGCUCAGGUUACGUUGAAGCGCCAUCUACCUCUAGCCAUCCUCCGUCAUACACUGGACCCAAGGAUCUCGCUGAGUUCCUGGAGCAGCUCGGCUUCUGUAAGUAUCUCCCACUGCUGGAGGAACAAGACAUCGACCUGCGAAUCUUCCUCACGCUCACAGAGAACGACCUUAAGGAGGUUGGAAUUACUCUGUUUGGUCCUAAGAGGAAGAUGACAUCUGCUAUUGCCCGCUGGCACAGUAACGCACGGCCACCCAGUGAUGCGUUAGAACAGGCGUAUGCUGACCAACUGGAGGCCGAGAUGCAGGAAAUGGCCAUUCAGCUUCACAAGCGUUGUGUAGAGGUGGAGUCUCUUCAGGGUCAGGUGUCUCAGGAGAAGGAGUUGCGUGCUGUGAUGGAGGGAUGUCUGAUGGAAGAGAAGAUGGCGUGGAAGAAUGUUCAGGCUGAACUGCUGGAAAAUACGAAACAAUUUCAGGCCCUGAAUGGAAAACUACUCUCUCUACGGACAAUACAUUCGCAACUCACGCAGUUUAGCCAGGAAGACAGUCGAGUGUUGGGUGAUGGUGAUGAAAUGUGUUCUCAGCUGCUGUCCAAGAUGGACACAUGUAUAGGAGAGCUGGCUGAUGAUCUGAAGGAAGUCUGUCAGAGUCUACAACGUCUGAGCACUUCAGAGAAAAACUCUCACAACUGGGAGGAGUCUUAGCAUCUGUUAGACACUCACUUUUAAUUGACGGAGGGUGACAAACCACCCUGAAUAUGCAAACAGCUGCAAGGACUGGUCAGAGAGAGAUAUACUGGUCUGAGUCCAGUAUAAAAUGAUUUCAAGUGGGAAAUGACACUGAAAGAGAACAGGAGAUCUGGGCGGCAAACUCUAAACGACAAGCAGGCAAAGAGCCUCCAUCACGCCUGUGCUCGAGUCACAUGGUACACAAGUGCAUCAUGAGAGCAGAGAUUUGGCCAAUCACAGACAGAUGUGCUGGUGAGGGCGGAGUCAGAGAACUUCAGAUGUCUGUCAGGAAUUUAACAUGCACACAAACAGACGUGUGUGUAUGAAUUCUUCAAGCACAAACACUGUUUAUUGCUCUACAACAACCCUCUGAUUAGGCCUUGUAUUUGUUUUAAAAUAAUCCUAUUUAAAGCCUAAAGUCAGUUUUAUUCAUAAAUCAAAUCUCAGAUGAUAUAAAUGAUUUACACAUACGUUUCUUCUUACGUUACAUAAAUAAGGCCAAUUGUGCUUGUUUAUGCUCUUACUUUUAACGAAUCACCCAAAAAUGAAAAUUCUGUCAUCAUUUACUCACCCUCAUGCUGUUACAACCCUGUUUGAAUUCCACUCAACACAAAUGGAGAUGCAAGGCAGAAUGGCUAAGUCACCAUUCACUUUUAUCGUUAGGAAAAAAGAUACAAUUAAAGUGAAUGGAGACUGACUAAAAUACUACCAAACAUCUUUUGUGUUCAACAGAGGGGUGACUGUCCCUUUAAGAGCAACUCAAAUCAGUAAAACUAUUAAUUUAAAUGAUCAUUAUAUCAUGUUAAUAAGAAUGACGAAUUGUCACCAAUAGUUCAUGGAAGGUCCAUAAUUAUUAACAGUAAUUAAAGGUGCUGUAUGCAUUUUUUAUUUAUUUUUUGUUCAUGGGAAGGUAUGCAAAACAUGUUCCUACUCCCUGAAAGACAUUCAUGAAAUAAGUGUUGUAAGAUAUCUCGCCUGUCUAUGUGACAGCUCUAGACUCUGUAAACAGCAAAUAAUAAUGUGUCCACGGACAAUGAUGCUUUCGACCUGUCAAUCAUUUUGCUCGUUCUCAUAGUGUUGUAGUUACAGUGAAUUAUUGAGGCUUAAUGCCAUUUUCAAGCCAUGUUGCUCAUAACAGUUGUCAGUUGAGGGCGCUAUUUUGCUUCUGUUGUUUUUAACAACCACGUCGAUCUCAAUAAAGCUCAUUUUUGGUAUCUUUGGAUCGCUUGCAGCACCUUUAAUAAGAUAAAUUUUUUAAAUGUAAAUAUACUUGGUAAUAAGCCAAUAUAUAAGAUGUGUAUAUAUAUAUACAUGCAGCUCAAUCAUUGCACAGUUGUGGCCAAGAGCAUUAAACUAUUUGUAUGGAUUGCUGGCAAGAAAUUGUAAUUUAAACAGAGGACACUUCCCAGAGCCAAAGAACAUAUUCAGGACAUUUCAUGAGUGGAAGUCAGUUUGUGGACAAUCUGAGUUCAAUUUGAAGUACAGUGAGUGCAAAAAGUAUUUGGACACUCAAGUGACACUUAAAAAUGUCUGAAUGUCAUUGCAUUAGAUAACAAAAUAUUUUUCUCUCAAUGACUUACAACUAAGUGAUUUUUAGUAGAAGUCAGUUUCCCUCAAGUUCACACAGUUACCCUAGCAAAGCAGAGUAUCCUCCGGUGCAGCUCAUCACAUUAACUGUGAACAUGCUCCACUAAUAUCUGACAACCAGAAAGUGUCCAAAUACUUUUUUUCGUCUUCAUUUUAAACCUCAUCUAUUGUUUUAUCAUUGAAACUUUUGUGAAAUGUUUUGCUUGAAAAAUGUGCUUCUCUUUCUUUAAAAUAAACUCAACUUGAUUUGUUAUUUAGUGACAUUGUUAUGA